GUCCUCUCACCCACCGGCCAUCCUCCACCACAGACAGGUUUCUGUGCACUUGUCCAAUUCCAAUCCCACCUCCAACGACCAAGAUCACCGUCCAUCAUGAUCGUCGACAAGUUUGAGGAAGUCUUGCAGACGGCAGCCCUUCCGGCUGCUGCCUCUGUUGCACCCAUCCCCUCUGUCGUUCCUGGAAGCGAGCCUAUCUACCAGGUUGCCGGUGAUGCUGGACAGAAGGUCCUCUGGGUUGUCUUUGCCAUCAUGCUGGUUGCCUCUGGUGCUUUCACUCUCAUGUCAUGGAAUGUCCCCUUGAACAAGCGUCUCUACCAUGUCGUCACCACCAUCAUCACCCUGACUGCUGCCCUCUCAUACUUCGCCAUGGCCACCGCCCACGGUGUUACUCUGUCCAAGAUUGUUGAGCGUGAGCAGCACGACCACGUUCCCGACACCUUCACCGUCACCUACCGUGAGGUCUACUGGGCCCGUUACGUCGACUGGGUCAUCACCACUCCUCUCCUGCUCCUCGACCUUGGUCUCCUUGCUGGCAUGGCCGGUGGACACCUGAUCAUGAUGAUUGUUGCCGAUGUCUUCAUGGUUCUGACCGGUCUCUUCGCUGCUUUCGGCUCCGAGGACACUCCUCAGAAGUGGGGCUGGUACACCAUCUCCUGCAUUUCCUUCAUCUUUGUCUUCUGGCACUUGGGUCUCAACGGUGGAGCCAACGCCAGCGCCAAGGGCGAGAAGCUCCGCGGCUUCUUUGUCUCCAUCGCUGUCUACACCGCCAUCCUCUGGACUGCCUACCCCAUUGUCUGGGGUGUUGCCGAUGGUGCCCGCAAGGUCAGUGUUGACACUGAGAUCAUUGUCUACGCCAUUCUCGACGUUCUCGCCAAGGCUGUCUUCGGUGCCUGGCUCCUCAUUGUCCACGCCAACAUGCGCGAGAGCGAUGCUGAGCUCAACGGCUUCUGGGCCAACGGCCUCAGCCGCGAUGGUGCUAUCCGCAUCGGCGAGGAUGACGGUGCCUAAGCGCAUACUGUCAAUCCUAGAUACUUGAAGCAACUCCCAUCAAAUUGCCUAGACAAGCGUGGUUCGCCUCAAGUGCAAGUCCAUGAGGGCCUGAACCAGGUUCGAUGAUCCAAAAAAUAUCUCGACGGUACAUGUUCCUAUUCAAAUUCUUUUCGAUAGCAUCUCUCUUUAGUAGUCAAGCCUGUCAUCAACGGAGUCGGAGGCUCGCGGAUAAUCAUGGGACGGGUAGUUUAUAGCGCGUUCUGUCCAUAUUUAAUGAGAAAAUGAUUUGGUCUAA
Bipolaris maydis ATCC 48331 is the source of this 1288-nucleotide messenger RNA. RefSeq lists its product as uncharacterized. Gene Ontology annotation, biological process: monoatomic ion transport. Gene Ontology annotation, cellular component: plasma membrane; endoplasmic reticulum. Gene Ontology annotation, molecular function: monoatomic ion channel activity. The record is from RefSeq and is a predicted model, not a curated record. NCBI's taxonomy places the organism in Eukaryota, Fungi, Ascomycota, Dothideomycetes, Pleosporales, Pleosporaceae.